ACUGGAAGGCCUAGGUUUGGCCUGAGGCAUGUUUCACGCAUCCCCUCCCCCACUCCUUAAUCACUUAUCCCCCCCUCUCCGCCCUUCUAACCACACAACCCCAACUCCCGCAUAUCUGUUACUCCAUCCCUCGAACACGUUCCUCUGGUUUAAUAUUCAGCUUAAACUCAAGAGAAGAAUGAGUAAGGCUGAGUAUCUUGUUGUCGAUUCUGGAGGUUUCAUCAAGAAUGCUCCGCUCCGGGAGCUAGGAACCAACCUUGUUACUCUGUAUGAUGUGAUAGAUGAGAUCAGAGAUAAACCAACAAGACAGAGACUCCAGACAAUUCCUCUGGAUUUGCAGUACAGGCAACCAACAUCUCAGGGGCUUAAAGUCGUGACGGAGUUUGCUAAGAAGACCGGAGACUAUGCUAGCCUCUCUGCAACAGAUCUCAGGGUCCUCGCUGUAACAUACGACCUUGAGUCUGAGAAAUGUGGAGUAGCACACCUGAACUCGGAGCCGGUGACCAAGAAAACUGUUGAGUUUUAUAAACCCGCCAAAGGUAUUCCCGCCGGUGACAAGAAUAUCGCGGGUUUUUAUAUUCCAGAAAGGGGGGAUGGCUCCGGCAAGGUUCGAACUGAAGAAAAUUUCUCCGCCUUUCAGUUCUGGAGAGAACCUCUACCUGAUAUUCCUUUGGAUUUUGAAUUGGAGAAUCCUAAACCAGGAAACCAGGAAGAAGAAUCCUCUGCCUUCUCCUGGUCUGAGCUAGAAAGCCUGGAUCUAUUCUUGAAAGAACGAAGUUUUAUUUCAUCCUUUGAAAUUUCCCCGGUAGAUUUCUUUCUAGUUCGUCUCCUAGAUUCCGUUGAUGUGAAGGAUUUGUGUAAUUUAAAACGUUGGAUUCAUCAUGUCCAAUCCUAUCCAGCUCAACAACAGGAGCAGCCAACUCCAAACCUGUCACUUGAACUUAUCAAAAGAAAAAUAUCUCAGGGUUCGGAUUUCGGAGUUGAAGAGGUGAGUGAGGAGACAUCGGAGCAGGAGUGGAACCAAGAGAACGAAUCCUCAGACGAAGGAGUUAUCAUGGAGGACGACUCCGACAAAGAAAACGAUGAUGAGGAUGAUGAUGAUGAAGGUUGGAUUACUCCGAGUAAUCUCAAGGAGAAAAAAGCAUUACUUGUUGGAAAUAAGAUCGAAGAGAGUCGAGUAGAGGUUGCUUGUAUUACAACAGAUUUUGCAAUGCAGAAUGUUCUUAAGCAGAUUGGACUCAAUAUAAUCGGUGCUAAUGGGUUGAUCAUUAAGGAGACCAAGACAUGGAUUCUGAGAUGUUACUCCUGCACUAGAACAACACCGCUCCUGGAGAAAAAGUUCUGCCCCAAGUGCGGAAACAAAACCUUGAAAAGAGUAAGUGUAACUCUGAAUGCGGACGGAACCCAGCAGAUUCAUAUUUCUACCCGGAGACCACUCUCAACCAAAGGAAAGAAGUUCUCUCUGCCUGCUCCCAAGGGCGGAAAGCAUUCCUUUAAUCCUAAACUUACCGAGGACCAAAGGGAUGCGCAGCAAAGGUUGAGCAAGAAAGCAAUUCAGAAGAAUAAUCCAAUGGACCCGGAUUAUAUUGCCGGGAAUUCUCCUUUCCUGACGAAGGACGUCACGAGUAAAUCUGCUGUUCUGGGUCUCAAGGGAGCUGAGAUGGGUCAAGCAAAACCAACCGGAGUUUACUGGACGAAAAAGAAUCCCAAUGCAGGAUCUAAGAACACCGGUAACAAGAGGAAGAAAUAAAAAUCACGAAUAAAACAGAACAAACUUAUUUUUAAAUUUUGUUAGCUUAGCACGCUUGCAUUUGCUUCUCAUGCCUUCAGAUUAUAAAUAAAUUUUUUUCAGA
This is a messenger RNA of Eurytemora carolleeae, 1853 nucleotides long. Its product is annotated as RNA-binding protein NOB1. NCBI's taxonomy places the organism in Eukaryota, Metazoa, Arthropoda, Copepoda, Calanoida, Temoridae. The record is from RefSeq and is a predicted model, not a curated record. Gene Ontology annotation, biological process: ribosomal small subunit biogenesis; maturation of SSU-rRNA. Gene Ontology annotation, molecular function: RNA endonuclease activity. The transcript is spliced from 4 exons. The coding region runs from base 29 to 1750 and encodes 573 amino acids. Gene Ontology annotation, cellular component: preribosome, small subunit precursor.